UCUUGUUUAUUCUGAGCCGGGUCGGUGGAUACUCGGAGCCCCAUUGCCAAAGUUCAGUACUGAGUACGUCAAUGGCGAUUACUCAAAAAGUGAAGAGCAAAUUAACAAUGGUGAUAUGAUCCGAACAGUGACGGAGGUCGGAAGAAUGACCGGAGGAGCUUUAUCGGAAUGUAUAUUUUGCCAGAUUGCUACCUCUUCAACUUCAACCACUCUCCUUCACUCCGAUGAUAAAGUUGUUGCAUUUCAAGAUAUUAAUCCCUCUGCCUUCAGGCAUUACUUGGUAAUUCCAAAACAGCACAUUCCAACUGUCAAAAACCUUCAGCGAAGCUCAGACGACUUCUCCUUGGUGAGUCACAUGUUAGAUGUGGGAAAGAGUCUGCUAGAUAGGGAUGCACCUCAGUCAAAGCACUACAGAUUUGGUUUCCAUCAGCCUCCAUUCAACAGUGUAGAUCACCUCCACCUCCACUGCUUCGCGCUUCCUUAUACUCCAAGCUGGCGAUUUAUGAAAUACUUAUCAUUGGGGCCUCUUGGUGGAUUUAUAGAAGUUGAAAAACUAUUGGAGAGAAUAAAACCACCAAUUAUUCAUCCCUCAUCAAUGUAACUGGCUCUGGAUUUGCGGUUUCUAAUUGACAAAAGAGUAAGUAAUCUGCUGAUUAUUAUUCAUUUAUAUACACAAAUCCUAAUAGAUACAAAUACUUGGUGAUUUCUUUUCAUCUAUCGACUAUCAUAGCCUUGGUGGAUAGAACUAUCUAAUACAUAUUAUUGUUGGUGGAAGGUGAAAGGUAAUUCGUGAUCUGGUUUUUCUGCUUUUUGCGGAGAGCCACACUGUAAUUAGUUGGCAUGUGUUACGUUUCACAAGUAAUGAUGAAACGUUUAUAUGGGAGUCCGAAGCCUAAAGGUAUAAAAUAUUAACAAAAAAUUCAAAACGGUAUAUAAAAUUUUAUAUUAACCAAAAUGGCAAAAUCGCUUGAACAACAACGGUUUUGCUUUUUCCGGUGGAGUAAAUCGUUGUUGUUCCAGCGAUUUUGCCAUUUUGGUUAAUAUAAAUUUUUAUAUAUUGUUUUGAAGUUUUUGUUAAUAUUUUAUACCCUUUAGGCUUCGAACUCGUUUAUAUGGAUUCUAUAGUCCAUUAGCAAUUGUCAAAAUGAGUUGCAGAUACUUAUCUUAUGUAAUUUUUAUAAAUAAUUUAUAUCAACUUUUACCUUU
Molecule: messenger RNA, 1206 nt
Organism: Solanum lycopersicum (tomato)
Lineage: Eukaryota; Viridiplantae; Streptophyta; Magnoliopsida; Solanales; Solanaceae
Product: bifunctional adenosine 5'-phosphosulfate phosphorylase/adenylylsulfatase HINT4
Molecular function (GO): catalytic activity
Source: RefSeq, a predicted model, not a curated record